UAUCCUCUUGUCUCCUCCCUCCACACACAACCCUCCUCUUCCUUCAAUAGCUCCCACGGCCUCACAGCAGCCUCACUUGUCAGGUUCACCCUGAGCUUCCACUUCUUGCAUCCGUCCCACAAUGGCGUUGCACACCCCUGCGUACUCCCGCCACAUGGCCCAGGAGAAGCACCAGAUGCUGGACCUCAACCGCCGCCUACAGACCUACCUGGGCCGGGUCAAGCUCCUGGAGGAGGAGAACAUGCAGCUGGCCCAAGAGAUCCACGCUCUACGGCACGGCCACCGGGGCGCCUCCGUGAGGGAGAAGAGCUUGAAGGAAGAUCUCCAUCGGACCAGAGAGGAGUUGGAUGAAGUCUGGCGGGAGCGGGUCUUUGCUCAGAUGGAGGUCUGCAACUUGAGUGAGGAGUUCCAGAUGGUAGAGCGGCACUGGCAGAAGGAGGCUCGGGCCCAAGCGGAGGUCAACGCGAAGAUGGAGGUGAGCAGGAAGGAGCUGGAAGAGGAGCACGAGGCUCAGAGGUGGCUCAGGGAGAGAAUCAGCGAGCUGGAGGAAGAGAUGGAGCACCUGGUACGGAACCAAGAGGUCGACGUGGCCCGCUUGGAGACCGCCCUGAUCCAUAGGGCACCGCAACGCAGCACCCCAACCUUAGACCUCCUCCAGCUGGAGGAGGAGCUCAGCCAGCAGGCCUCCAAGGCAUGGCAGGAGACCGAGCAAGCUUACCAGGCACAGCUAGACCAACUUGAGGAGAACCUGAGGGAGACCGCAGCCCAUCUGGGCCAAACAGAGCGCCACAAGAAUGAGUACCAGGCCCAGCUGAUGGCCUUGGAGAGAGAGAGGAUCUCUGAAGGCGAUGUUAGGAGCCAGCUGGAGGAGACGGCAGAGCAGCAGAGUGAAGAACACAGACGGCACAUAAACACACUUCAGGAGCACUUGGAAGGUCUGGAGAAGGAGAAGCAGCAUGUGGGCCAGCAGCUUCAUCAUCUGGUGCAGGAGAACCGAGGCUUGCUCCAGCAGAAGAUGUCGCUGGGCCUGGAGGUGGUCACCUACAGAGCUCUACUGGACAGCGAGAGCCUGCGGCGAGACGAUAUGAGCCGUCUUAAAGAGUCUAGAAACAUUACACUGAAAGACGCGCCUUUGAGAUCUUUACGAGGGAAUUACCAACUACCGGCUCGCUGCAACACCCUCGCGUCUGUCUGGAGACCAUCCGUGACUUCAACGACCCCUUUGAGGAGCAACCUUGAAAAUGUCAGUCAGGUUCACAAGAAAGAAGAAAUGACAACGAAAGUGGCCAGACAACAAAGUCCUUAUCCUAAAAUAUUGCAUGAUGGAGCCGUGGAGAAGUUUCGAGCACAGGAAGUAGAUGAGAAAGUAACAUAUGCUGAGCCUUUAUCUUCUCCUGGUGAGGAGGAACAUCCAGAUGAAGGCGGAGAAGAAGAAUAUGGCGGGAAACUCCACUCGGUAGCUCCACCACUCAAUAAGGAGAUCGGCCAACAACAACAUGUUCUGGAGACAACAGAGGAGACCUUCAGUUCUUCUGCAAUUGCUCCGGUUGAGGCGUACUUGGUGGUAGAUGAGCAGGAGAUAACAUCAAGAUCUGGAACGGAGGCAAUACUCGAACCCACCCUGGAAUCCAGGACCAGCAGUUUGUCUUCCCAAUGUGACCUCAACCCCGAGGACAUGGCUGAGAUCAGACAGGAAAUAAGUUACUCCACCUUGGGAACAUCUGUGGCAGAAGGAGUGGACUUCUUGUAUCCAGAUGGAGAAGAGAUGGACACAUGGGACAGCGUAGUAGAAAAGAAGAUCCGUGUCGAGUCAAGUGAACCCAAAUUAGAAGCGGAAAGUCAGUACGCAGAACCAGAGGAGGACAUCUUAACAAGAAGGUCUGAGCUAAGUCGAGAAGAAACAAAGAAGCAAGAAGAGAUUUGGAGUCGACGGGAAGAACGUUCACCAGACAUCAACGAAGAGGACGAAGACUCCCAGAAUGUCUCGGUGUCCUGGCGAACGGAGCUGGAGAGCGACAGCUAUGCUCAAGAAAACACGCUAGCUGACACGCGUCCGCUCAUCCGGUACACCAGCGACGACACCGACGCUAAUACGCAAGCGUCUCACGUGGAUGAGAGCGAGUCCAGUGAUGGAGAUUCGGCUGGACGUGCCUGGAACGAAAGCAAGACCAAGAACUUUGGAACCAUGGAGGAUCUUUGUGAGGAAGUCGAUGAAGAGGUGGUAGAAUAUGACCUGGGAUAUUCUCAGGAAGCUUCUGGACUGGAAAACGUCAGUGAGGAGCAUUUGGAUGAAGAAAUACCUGCGGAGGUUGAUGAUGUGGAGAUCGAGACGGACCGACUUGUGGAGCAGGAAUUGGCGAACCUUUCCACAGAUAGCUAUGUUUCUCACUUUGCUCAAGAGGUGGCCAGUGAGAACCAAACAGUCCUUCUUGAGGAUGAGGAGGAGGGAUGGCAGGAGGUGGAAGAGGAGGAGGUCCAGGAUGGAAUGACCAAAAAGGAACAGAAUGGAAUCACAGAAUCUGAUGUCCAAGUGGAAACCAAAAUGGACCUUAGGGAUUCUGUGCAGCCGGAGAAGUUUCAGGACAUGGAAGAGGAGAAGGUCCAGGAUGGAAUGAUGACCUUGGAAGAAAAAAUCAUCCCAGAAUCUGAAGUCCAAGUGGAAUGCAUCCAAGUCCUUAGGGAUUCCGUGGAGCCUCAGUUGGACACUCUGGAUGAUAAUGCCAAGGAAAGGGUGGAAGAGGGGGAGCUCCAAUAUCAAACAAUGACCAUGGAAGAAGAAGUCAUCAUGAAAUCUGAAGGCCAAGACCUCCAUGAUUUAUCCCAGACUCAUUUGGAUGACUUAGAGAAGGUCCAAGAUGAACCAUUGACCAUGGAGCAUUUAGAGGCUGGGGAAGGAAACUUGACGUCCUGCAUGGUUCCUGAUGUCCAAGACCAACCAAUCUCCAGAGACUCGAUUCUGCCUCAGUUGGACACUAAGGAUAAUGAGGAGGAGAUGGAAGAGAAAGAGGUCCAAGAUGGAAUGCUGAAGCAAGAAGAAGCAGAGAAAGUUUACUCACUAUCCUGCGUAGAAUCCGAUGUCCAAGUGAAAAGCAAUCUGGACUUGGGACCUUCUCAGUCAGAAUCUCUGAGUGAUGGAGAGAAGGACCAGGUUGAAAUAAUGGCUAUGGAACAAGAAGAGACUGAUAAGGAUGAAAAUCAGACAUCCAACAUGGAUCCCGAUGUCCAAGGAGAAGGCAAUCUAGACCUUGAGGAUUUUCUCCCACCUCAGUUGGACUCACCGGAUGACUCUGUGGAGGAGGUCCCAGAUGAAAUAUUGAAAGAAGAAGAAGCACAGAAAUUGUACCUGCUGUCCUGCACAGAAUCUGAACUCCAAGUGGAGCAGCCUCAGUUGGACUCUCCAGAUGAUAGCGAGAAAGUCCAGAAUGAAAUAUUGACCAUGGAACAAGAAGAGGCCAACAAGGUGAACAUGCCAUCCUGCAUGGAUCCUGAUGUUCAAGAUGAAGACAAUCUGGACCACAGUGGUUUCAUCCAGCCACACUUAGACUCUACAGAUGACUAUGUGGAGGAAGUCCAGGAUCUAACGUCGAACCAAGAAGAUGACAUCAAGUUCAAUUUACCAGUGCGCAUAGAUCCUGAUCUCCAAGAUGAAGAUGAUCUGGACCUGAAUGAUUUUAUCCAGCCUCAACUGGACUAUCCGGACGACUACUUGGAAGAAGUCCAGGAUGUAACGUUGAACCAAGAAGAAGCUGUCAAGGUAAACUUACCAGUCUGCAUAGAUCCUGAUCUCCAAGAUGAAGACAAUCUUCUCUUCGGGGAUUCAGUUCAGCCUCAGAUGGAUUCUACAGACAACAAAGAGAUGAAAGAAGGGGUUCAAGAUGCAUCAGAAGCUCCAGAGAAAAGGGAGGAUGAGGUGAUGCAUGAUGAUGAAACCUUUAGUGAGUUCCUCAGUGGACCCAACUUGGGAGAAGAAGAAGAAGAUAAAGAAGAGUGUCUGGAAUCUCAAAACCAAAAAGGUCUCCUCCAGCAAUCUACUUCCAUGGUAGAAGAGGCUGCAGGCCAUCUGGCAGAUGAAUGGAACAUCCUGAAAAAGACUACCAAAGAUGUUGACAUAAGACAUCCAAAAGAUGAAGAAAAAUCUAUUAUGAGUCAUCAUCAAGAGGAAGGAGACGACGGCGAAGGUGCCCCAACAUUUGACGAGAAACCUGUUGAGAUGUCCCCAGAGACUGCACCUGAGGAAUCCGUCAUCUUGAAGGACUCCUUGUCGGAAUUCCACAAAACCAACGGCAAAGACAAGAAGGACUUCUGGGCAUCGUCCGUGGAAGAUGCCGCCGCUUACGGAUCAGAUGACAUCUCCACCGGGAUGGACUUUGCUGGCGAGCUGGACUGGGGGAAGGCGGUCAAUGGGAGUUCAAAGAAGGCGGAGCCUGUGACGGGAGUGUCCGUACAUUCUGAGGACUCGGAAGUUGAGGGAGGUUCCUGGUCAUCCGGGGACGAAUAAUCCGGUCCACCAGAACCUAGGUGUCAUUGGAAACCAUCUGGCCACUCAUCAAGUUCC
Syngnathus acus (greater pipefish) is the source of this 4555-nucleotide messenger RNA. It is a transcript of the gene nes, whose product is annotated as nestin. Gene Ontology annotation, biological process: positive regulation of intermediate filament depolymerization. Lineage: Eukaryota; Metazoa; Chordata; Actinopteri; Syngnathiformes; Syngnathidae. The record is from RefSeq and is a predicted model, not a curated record. The transcript has 4 exons. Gene Ontology annotation, molecular function: intermediate filament binding; CCR5 chemokine receptor binding. Gene Ontology annotation, cellular component: intermediate filament. The coding region runs from base 122 to 4498 and encodes 1458 amino acids.